This is a messenger RNA of Corythoichthys intestinalis (scribbled pipefish), 3999 nucleotides long. Its product is annotated as cysteine--tRNA ligase, cytoplasmic-like. The record is from RefSeq and is a predicted model, not a curated record. Bases 94 to 2547 code for a protein of 817 amino acids. The transcript has 23 exons. Gene Ontology annotation, biological process: cysteinyl-tRNA aminoacylation. Gene Ontology annotation, molecular function: ATP binding; cysteine-tRNA ligase activity. Lineage: Eukaryota; Metazoa; Chordata; Actinopteri; Syngnathiformes; Syngnathidae. Gene Ontology annotation, cellular component: cytoplasm.
CACAAACAUUGGUUCCUACCAUGAGUAUUUAAGCGGUCGCUCUCUUUUCGAACACGUUAGUGUUUCAUCAGCAUCCACGAGCUUAAUCGAACUAUGUCAUCCACGAGGGAGCAAGCCUUUGGUUAUGCCUUCUUGCUCCAAAUAAAAGGGGAGGCUGCAUUGGCAGCAGCACUGAAUGACUACCUAAGCACUCGCAGCUACCUAGCUGGUUUUAGGUUUUCACAGGUUGACCAGAAAACAUUUAAGCUUCUCCACGGUCCCCCAGACCCACAUCAUGUCCACGCUCUGCGUUGGUACAGACACAUAACAUCACUGCAGCAGGACCAGAGCUCAGACAACAGCAAGAAAGGAAAGAGGUUGCAACCUCAGUGGUCUCCACCAUCUGGAACAGAUGUUCCCCAACUUCGACUCUACAACAGUCUCACUAGAGCAAAGGAGUUAUUUGUACCUCAAAAUGGAAAAAAGGUCACAUGGUACAGCUGUGGGCCAACAGUGUAUGAUGCCUCUCACAUGGGACAUGCCAGAUCAUACAUCUCUUUUGAUAUUCUGCGAAGGAUACUGAAGGACUACUUCAAGUAUGAUGUCUACUACUGCAUGAACAUCACAGACAUAGAUGACAAAAUCAUUAUAAGGGCACGUCAAAACUAUCUACUGGACCAGUACAAGGAGAAGCAACCCCAACCUGCUCAAAUACUGAAAGAUGUAUUGACUGCCCGAGUGCCCUUUCAGGCCCGCUUGAGUUCCACUACCGACCCAGAUAAGAAACAGAUGCUAGAAAGGCUUGAUGCUGCCAUCACGGCCGCUCUGCAGCCUCUGCAGGCGGCCUUAGAGAGUAAGGCUGCAGAUGACGUGGUGCAACCUCUAGGCCAGGCACUAUUGGCAAAUUCCAUGGAUAUGAUGUCUGACUGGCUGGAUGAUCAGUUUGGAAGUGGAGUCACAGACAACUCCAUCUUCUCAGUUCUACCUGCAUUUUGGGAGGGAGAAUACCAUAAAGACAUGGCUGCUUUGAAUGUGCUUCCUCCUGAUGUCCUGACUCGUGUGAGUGAAUAUGUGCCAGAAAUUGUGGAGUUUGUGAAGAAGAUUGUCUCAAAUGGCUUUGGGUAUGAAUCAAAUGGCUCUGUUUACUUUAACACUGCAAAGUUUGAUGGAAGUCCACAGCACUCCUAUGCCAAACUUGUGCCAGAAGCGGUUGGAGAUCAGAAGGCUUUACAGGAGGGAGAAGGUGACCUGAGCAUUUCUGCUGACAGAUUAAGUGAGAAAAUUUCCCCUAAUGACUUUGCUUUGUGGAAAGCAUCCAAGCCUGGAGAGCCUUCGUGGGACUCUCCAUGGGGAAAGGGCAGGCCUGGCUGGCAUAUCGAGUGUUCGGCCAUGGCUGGCUCCAUCUUGGGGGAGUCAAUGGAUAUUCACGGUGGGGGGGUUGAUCUAAGAUUCCCCCACCAUGAUAACGAGCUGGCUCAGUCAGAGGCUUUCUUUGAGAAUGAUCAUUGGGUCCGUUAUUUCUUGCACACUGGUCACCUGACAAUUGCAGGAUGCAAGAUGUCGAAAUCUCUGAAGAAUUUCAUCACCAUUAAGGAAGCCUUGGCAAAAAAUACAGCUCGGCAGCUUCGUCUCGCGUUCUUGAUGCAUUCGUGGAAAGAUACUUUGGAUUACUCCCCCAACACUAUGGAGUUAGUAGUCCAGUACGAGAAGUUCCUGAAUGAGUUCUUCAUGAAUGUGAAAGACAUUUUGCGUGCACCUACUGACAUCACUAGGCAGUUUGAAAAGUGGGAUGCAGCAGAAGUGGCGCUGAACAAAAGUUUUUUCGACAAGAAGUCAGCGGUCCACGAGGCUCUGUGUGACAACAUUGACACCCGCACGGUCAUGGAAGAAAUGAGACAGCUGGUUAGUCAGAGCAACAGCUACAUCGCCAGCAAGAAAAGUGCCAAAAUGGGACCAAACCGCAUGCUAAUGGAAAGUAUUGCCAUGUAUCUCACCAAAAUGCUGAAGAUAUUUGGGGCAAUUGAAGGAUCAGAGCCUAUUGGUUUCCCAGUGGGAGGACAUGGACAGAAUGUUGAUCUGGAGAGCACAGUGAUGCCUUUCCUCUCUGUCCUCUCUGACUUCCGAGAGCAAGUGCGAAAAAUUGCCAGAGAGGAGAAGGUCAUGGACUUGCUUCAGCUCUGUGAUGAUCUCCGUGAUGUUACAUUACCGGAACUAGGUGUCCGGCUCGAAGAUCAUGAAGGACUGCCAACUGUGGUCAAACUCCUGGACAAGGACAUUUUAGUGAAGGAGAGGAAUGAGAAAAUUAAGAUCGACGAAGAGAAGCAAAGUAAGAAAGCAGAGGCUGCCAAGAUAAAAGAAGAACAGGAGAUGGCCAAGCUAGCUAAAAUGAAGAUUCCGCCAUCUGAGAUGUUUCUUGCAGAAACUGACAAAUUUUCCAAGUUUGAUAAAGCGGGUUUCCCUACUCAUGAUGCUGAAGGGAAGGAACUCGGCAAAGGACAAGAAAAGAAACUGCGCAAGCUUUACGAAAGUCAGGAGAAGCUGUAUAAAGAGUAUCUUCUGAGCAAUUGAGUGCGCAGUCAGUGGAAGCAAAUAGUAAUUACAGUAAACCCUUUUCAAUUUUAGUUGUAUUGUAGGUGCUAUAUAUCGAUUUUUCUUUUUUGGACAAUAAUAUUGUAUUAGUUGAAUUUUUAAAGCCCAUUCACGCUUUUGGAAAUAACAUGGCAUCUUAUGUAAUUCAUAGUGUCAUCACUGUAUUUAAAUGACUUGCAAAUACUCUAAACGUUUUGGCUCGACUCGGGCAAAAAUCGCCUCGAGAUGAAUAAAAUUUGCGUAGUAGAAGAGCGUACUUAAAUCAGAAGGCAUAAUGGUAAAAUUAUAACUCAAAACUCCAAGAACCAACAAGAACAUUUUUCUUCACCUCGUCUUACAAUAGCGUACCGCACGCUACACGUCACUUCCGCUCAUUAAUAUUCAUGAUGUUAGCUAAUGUUGCUAAGGGGGGGACACGCUACCGUUUGUCCCCAUUAGUAAAUGAAUGGAAAUUGUGUGCGAAGGAGAUGUUUACAGAACUAAACCUACCAAUUCUGUCCGAAAAUGAUGUCCCUGGUGCCAAAUUCACCGGUAAAGAUGUGGAAGAACAUACAAAUGUUCAGUUAAAGAGAUGGCUUGAGUGCUGAGGGCUGAAAAAGACGAGCCGACCUGAUCCAGAGCUAGAUUUUUUAUCGAUACCUUUUUCUUACUCCACUGACAAUGACAUUCUCCUGUUUCAACAAUCUAUCCUUUACCACCAUAUGCCCCGUCUUUCUUAUAUAUUAUACCCUCUGGUUGUCUUACGUCUGACCGUUCUUUUGGGCAAUUUACAUUGCUAUUUUUGUGUAGCGAUCUCAAAUGCUACUCGUUGACAGCCAACGAACACUUUUAAUUUUUUUAUUAAUAACAAAUCUUCAUUCUAAAAUAGAAAUUAUUUACACUUCCCCCGGAUUAAGCGUUAGACAAUGAAUGUAUGGAUAUAGUAGAAGUAGAGACCACCAGAUUCCAAAUUGGCUCUAUUGUUAGCUCAUUUAGCUCCGUGAAAUCACAAGAUUGGGCUCAGUAUUUUCUUCUUAGCUUCCGCUUUUGCUCAUCAACUUUUUAACUGUUUCAUGUAUUGAAUCUAUCGAUAUAGAACUGUAGAGUGGAAAAUAAAUGUGGCAUGUACAAAAACUGCCUUGGGUGUGUGUCUGAUAAGUGGGAUUUCCUACUUUGUUUCGUCACAUUGACAUAUAAAAACACUUUUGUUUCCCAAAAAGUUUGGGUCUGUGGUCACGACCACUUUUAUUGUUGUACUCUUUAAUUAGGUUCAUAUUCAUGAGAAAUGUGGCCCUUUGCCCCAUUCAACUAAUCUGUUUGGUCUUAUUAAUGUCCCGUCCCCAGCAAAAAGUGUACAUGCAGGUUAUGCUGUUAUAUCGUCCUUACCAAUGUUGAGACCAAACCUACGCCCUUGCUUUAAUGCCCAGUACUACUACUAGUCCUUCUCAAAAA